This is a messenger RNA of Macrosteles quadrilineatus (aster leafhopper), 1395 nucleotides long. Its product is annotated as serine protease 27-like. Gene Ontology annotation, molecular function: serine-type endopeptidase activity. Lineage: Eukaryota; Metazoa; Arthropoda; Insecta; Hemiptera; Cicadellidae. The coding region runs from base 1 to 1395 and encodes 464 amino acids. The record is from RefSeq and is a predicted model, not a curated record. The transcript is spliced from 8 exons. Gene Ontology annotation, biological process: proteolysis.
AUGUUGUGUUUUGUGUUUGUGCUUGUUGUGAUCGGUUCUGCUAGAAGUCAGGAAAGCUUUAAUCCUCGCCAGGAUGACUUCACAUUCGUGCUUGUACAGAACCUCAGUGAGCUGGGUGAUCUGUCAAAUUACUUCUCACAGAACCCGGCAUCUCAGUUCAACCCGCUUAAUCAGCCACAGUUGCCUUUGCAGCAGCCGGUCCCUAUUCCUGUUCUGCAACAAUGGCCUCAGCAACCUGUGUGGGUUCAGCAGCCGACUGUCGUACCAGUUAUUCCUCAGCGACCGACGCAACUUCCGCAAAAACCACCAGAGAAACCUCCACGACCGAUAACGCAGCCUAAACCUGCAAACAAACCACCACCACCACCCCCACCACCUCCCGUGUCCACACAGACGCAGUUACCAGCUCAUCUUACAACGCACCCAGUAUCUCACACGCCGGAACACACACAAACGCAGAUCUCACACAAGCCUAAACCUCCCGAAGACAACAGCACCUCCAGUGGAUCCUGUGGGAUUCGGGGAACCCUAUAUGAUGUUAGGAUUGUCGGAGGAUCUGACGCUCAACCUGGAGAGUUUCCGUGGCAAGUGUCGCUGCAGUUGCAGGUCGGAGGCCGGACCAGAUAUAUCUGCGGAGGGGCAGUCCUGGCUGCCUACUGGGUCGUCACAGCGGCCCACUGUAUCUGGGAGCUCAAACCAGAGAAACUGUCCAUCGUAGCUGGCGACCACGACCUCUACUUACCUGAAGGUCAUGAACAGCGAGCUCAAGUUGCCAGAGUCAUUGUGAACGGAUAUUACAGAGACUCGUUCACCAAUGACAUCGCAUUGCUCCAACUGGCCGCUCCACUCAAGAUAGAUGGAAAGUGGAUCGCACCUAUCUGUCUCCCAGAGCCAGGCACUAAGUUUCUCAAAGGUGACAGUACAGUGGCUGGGUGGGGACGGCUGAGUGAGAGUGGUUCCCUACCUCACAUCCUGCAGCAUGUGACUCUACCGAUACUCAACACCAAACGUUGUCACUCACUGUACAAGCGAGCGGGCUACAGCAAGUUCACUCAUACCUGCCAAAUGUGUAGUGGCUUUGAGGAGGGAGGCUUCGACUCUUGCCAGGGAGACUCAGGGGGUCCGCUGGCCUGUACACAAAGUGACGGACACUACUACCUCUGUGGCAUCGUCAGCUGGGGCGUCGGCUGUGCUCGGCCUAAACUGCCAGGUGUUUACACUGAGGUCUCCUGCUUCACAGACUGGAUACGCAACAUCAUAAACAACGGAAAAAACGUUCUAGCAAACGCGCCACAUGUACUCAACCUGCCACAACAGUUGACAUCAUGGGACAAGAACGACAAGAAUGACCUUAGUCAUUUGGCUGAGGAGCCUGUCAUCAUGGGUGCAACAUGA